Messenger RNA from Saimiri boliviensis boliviensis (Bolivian squirrel monkey), 204 nucleotides. NCBI's taxonomy places the organism in Eukaryota, Metazoa, Chordata, Mammalia, Primates, Cebidae. The record is from RefSeq and is a predicted model, not a curated record.
AUGGGAGUGUUGACAUUUAAAGAUGUGGCCGUAGAAUUCUCUCUAGAGGAGUGGCAAUGCCUGGACACUGCACAGCAGAAUUUAUAUACGGAUGUGAUGUUACAGAACUACAGAAACCUGGUCUUCCUGAGUAUUGCUGCCUCUAAGCAAGACAUGAUUACCUGUCGAGCAAGGAAAAGAGCCUUAGAAUGUGAAAAGACUUGA